AUGGCGGCACUUCUCCAGUGUAUCCGACCCAUCUAUGAUGCCCUGUGCUGUCCAGGCCUCCCAUUCAAGUAUCGCUGGCGUCUACUUGCUCUUGCCCCCAUAAACGCUCUCGCCUACUCCUUCAAAUGGCUGCCAUGGGUAUUCUCGCGAUCAUAUUCCGUCGUCAGACUCCCGCUCGCUCGAAGUCCCGGCCGCUCAAGUCGUGCUCUGAUCUUCACCCCUGAAUCCUCAUCUCAAUCCUUGCGGCCUCUCCAUAUCCACGUUCAUGGCGGUGGGUUUAUAGGCGGCGUCCCAGAGCUGGACAAUGCAUUCUGCAAGCGCACGGUUGAGGAGACCGGCGCUGUUGUUGCUUCCAUUUCAUACCGUCUAGCCCCCCGGUAUCCAUUUCCAUUGGCUCACCAGGAUGCGCAGGACGCCGCGGCUUAUAUUUUGGAGCAUGCGGAGCGACUCUGGGGAGCCAAUCCAAAACUGCUGACGCUUAGCGGGUGUUCAGUGGGCUCGAACCUCGCUCUCGCCAUUUCCCAGGGCCUUGCAGAUUCAAAUACUUCUGCGAAGGGCGCACUUAUGAUUGACAAUCCUGUCGAUCUCCGUAUCCCUCCGUGGGAAAAGCAGCGACCACCUGGAUUUCCAAAAUCAGACCCCCUUGCUUUCAUUGUCCCUCUCUUCGAUGUCUACGCCGAGUCUGCACGGUCUCGGAGAUCCGAUGACCCCCUUUUGAACCCUAUCCUAGCUGACAUCCGCACCCUUCCGCGGAAAAUGUUGUUUAUCAUCGCUGGCGCGGAUAUUCUUCUACAUGAGGUGACGACCUUUGUAGAUCGGCUAAAGAAGGAUGCGGCGAUUCUAAAUUCCCAACGUGAUAGUAGCGCGGAUUCUGACUCGACGAGCUAUGAGAUUGAAGGCAUGGUGUUUGAUAAUAUGCUUCAUGGUUGGUUGGAUCGCUCUCGAUGCCUCCUACGAUUUCAUCCGACGUAUCCAUGCAGAAAACGGAUGGCACGACGAUAA
Messenger RNA from Histoplasma mississippiense, 1002 nucleotides. RefSeq lists its product with no specific name. NCBI's taxonomy places the organism in Eukaryota, Fungi, Ascomycota, Eurotiomycetes, Onygenales, Ajellomycetaceae. Gene Ontology annotation, molecular function: hydrolase activity. The coding region runs from base 1 to 1002 and encodes 333 amino acids. The record is from RefSeq and is a predicted model, not a curated record. The transcript is spliced from 3 exons.